Molecule: messenger RNA, 1792 nt
Organism: Pseudomassariella vexata
Lineage: Eukaryota; Fungi; Ascomycota; Sordariomycetes; Amphisphaeriales; Pseudomassariaceae
Product: microbial aspartic proteinase
Exons: 2
Coding region: 223-1464 (413 amino acids)
Biological process (GO): proteolysis
Molecular function (GO): aspartic-type endopeptidase activity
Source: RefSeq, a predicted model, not a curated record
GGGGAUUGAAGUGCGCGCUAAAACACUAUGGACUGGCCUAUAUUGAGUUCCAAUCAAAAUUAUUGUUGCACCUUGUUUGGAAGGAGCAUUGUGGUUCAAAUUGGGCCAUCAUAGCAGACAAGUUAUCCGACCAAGAUUCUAUCGCUUUCCGUCUCCCUCGUCUCAGCCCCAGUCAGCCCCAGCUGUUUUAUUAUUCCCAAGGCCUGGUGCAAUAGGAUCAAGAUGCGCUCCCCAGACGUCACCGUCAUCAUCUUGUCCCUGGCCGUGCCUUUGACCCUGGCUUCGUCCCCCUUGAAUGAAAAGCAUGCCUUCACCCUUCACCAGGUCCGCAACCCCAAACACAUAAAAAGCGGCGCCCGCGCUCUAGCCCACGCCUAUCGCAAAUACGGCGUCCCUAUCCCUGAAGCCCUCGCCAACGCCGUCGAUGUAGCAUCCCUCCCCGCAAAACGGGAUGUUAUUGCGGGCAGCCUAGUAGCUUCCCCUGAGCAGUAUGACUCAGAGUAUUUGGUCCCGUUCCUCAUCGGCACGCCGUCGCAGAACUUCACCCUGAACAUCGACACGGGGUCAGCCGACCUCUGGGUCUUCAGCAACCAGCUGUCGACGACUGAAUCGGCGGGCCACAACGUGUAUAAUCCGGGUGCCAGCACCACGUCGCGGCAGCUGACGGGCUACAACUGGUCGGUGCAGUACGGCGACUGCGGCAGUGGCAUCCUCAGUCAAAACUGUAACAGUGCUUCUGGCGACGUAUAUAACGACGUGGUGAAUUUGGCUGGUAUCUCGUACGAUCAGCAGGCCGUAGAAACGGCCAGCCAACUUUCAGACGACUUUGUCGAGGAUACGAGCAGUGAUGGGCUCGUCGGGUUGGCCUUCGGCUCGUUGAAUUCGGUGCAGCCGAACAAACAACGGACCUUUUUCGAAAAUGUUAAAUCCUCGCUGGCUAGUCCGAUAUUUGCGGCUGAUGACUUUGGCUACAUCGACACGUCCAAAUUCAGCGGGCCCAUGACAUACACCGCUGUCGACACCAGCAACGGAUUCUGGGAAUUCACCGCGUCGGGCUACUCCAUCGGCGAUGAUGAGUCAAACGACCAUAUUACCGGCAUAGUCGACACGGGGACCUCGCUCCUGCUACUCGACCAGAGUAUUGUCCAGUCGUACUAUGAACAAGUCUCAGGGGCGUAUAACUCGAACACGUACGGCGGAUAUACCUUCGACUGUGACGUCAACCUGCCCGACUUUACCUUCAAGAUUGCUAGUACAGGCGAAGCUGAUGCGAGCAUUGUGGUUCCUGCAAGGCACAUCAACUACGCCCCCGUGUCGGAGGGCUCGUCGACGUGCUUCGGGGGUGUGCAGUCCAACUCGGGCAUUGGCUUCACCAUUUUUGGGGACGUGGCGCUGAAGGCGGCCUAUGUCGUCUUCGAUGGGUCGAACGCGCCGCGCUUAGGAUUUGCUUCUAAGCCGACUUAGUGUUGAUCUUCUACCGUGGCUCCUCGGGAGCUCAUGUCAGCACAUAGUAUUCUUUCACCCUAACUAUCUCGGAGAUUUCCCUUCAAGUGACUUGAAAGCUUGUUACAAAUAAGAUAUCGAACCGGGUAUGUGGAAUGUAGGGGUGGUUUAAUGUCUGAGGAUGGUAUCUAUGAUACCUCUGAAUCGCAACAUCGUCCAGUCACCGAGUUUUUACAGCACUGUAACUCAAAAAACCAACCCAUCACGCUCGGGGGCUUUUUUUCGGGAGAUGACCGCUUCCAAUGCUCGAAACCGUACAACAUUAUAUCUUCACAGCGAAUGCUGUGAU